Molecule: messenger RNA, 579 nt
Organism: Symsagittifera roscoffensis
Lineage: Eukaryota; Metazoa; Xenacoelomorpha; Acoela; Convolutidae
Product: protein AF-9-like
Exons: 4
Coding region: 1-579 (192 amino acids)
Source: RefSeq, a predicted model, not a curated record
AUGGCUUCCCUGACCAGCAUUGUGCAGAGUCAAAUCAAAAACCUUAUUAAGGGCAAUUACUUCAAACGUUCUACUCCUCCCGUUAAAAAGAUGAGCUGCAACGCCGACAUCACGAGAGCCGUCGCCGACAAAUUGGAUGAAGGUGACAUCAAAGACGCUGUGAGGUUAGCAUCCAGCGACGACACUAUUGUUGCCUCCACGGUUGAGAACAAGGCCCUACCAGCAGUGCGACCCCAACACCUGAAGGAUGCCACCUAUCCCCUCACAAACGAAGCAGGUGACCACCAGCCGGAAAUCCACCAACACCACAAUUCAAACAGCAAAGAAGUGGCAGACCACAAGUUCUUCUUUCAUCGCGUUGAGAAAUCCGUCAACGAGUUGAUCCGUCUUGGUGUAGACAUCUUCGCUCCCCACGAGUCUUUCAAGGGAAGAGUCAAAGAACUUCUUUUGGAGAGAACUGGGAAAUUAGUUCUUUCAUCAUCAUCAUCAUCAUCAUCAUCAUCAUCAUCAUCAUCAUCAUCAUCAUCAUCAUCAUCAUCAUCAUCAUCAUCAGCAUCAAUCAAAAUGGAAAGACUUUGA